AUGGGAAGACGUAAGAUCGACAUCCAGCCAAUAGUGCAGGAUAGAAAUAGAUCGGUUACAUUUAUUAAGAGGAAAGCCGGGUUGCUGAAAAAAGCUUAUGAGUUGAGUGUUCUAUGUCAAGUCGAUGUUUCAUUGAUUAUUCUAGGGACAAAUAAGACCCUUUAUGAAUUUAAAUCGAUGAAUGAUAUUGAUGAUUUUCUAACCUUCUAUAAAGAAAAUAAAUCAAAUGAAACUUUAAAUCAUUCAGUUAAAACUCCACUCGACUAUGAUGGGGAAUAUAGAAAAAACAAUGUUUAUGAAGCUAUUAGGAAAAACGAAAGUAGCAUUUCAAAUAAAAAAUCUAGGAAACCUUACACAAGGAAAUCUAAGGUCAAAGUUGAAUCAGUCAACGAAAGUGAUAACACUGGGCAUAGUAACAAUACAAAAUCAGAAACUAAAUCCGAGAAUAGUAGCGAGGAAUAUUUUGACGAGGAUGAUGAUGAAGAGGAAGAAGAAGUCAGAGUCAUCAAAAGUGAAUUUGAAGAUCCUGCAAAUAAUGAUACUGUGAUGUAUCAGGAAAAUGAAAAUGAACAAGUUCAUCGAUAUAAAAGGAGUUUAACGGUGGAUACAGACAAUGAAGAGAAGAAAAGAGCCAAAAGGGAUAAAGUCAAAUCUAUGUCACAUAAAUUCCAAAGUUUAUACCAUCAAACAACAAAUCCUCAAAAUAAUAUACUGAAAGAUAUUUCAAAUUCUCGGACAAGCUUAUCUUUAAAUCUUGGAACUGAGAAUGACAAUAUUAGGGUCAUGCCUUCAUCUAAUAUUGAUAGAUUUUCAAGUGCACCAGCUUUGCCUAAUUUACCAUUACUCAGUAAACCAAAUAUAAGCAAUUCAAGACUAAAUUAUGUGCCUAAUACGGAUAAUAACUUGCCAACAAGAAGACCAAUUCUUAGAGUUCAUAUUCCAAAUGAUAAUACAACUAAUAACACAGCCACCGGAAAUACCUUAUUGGUUAAUUCAAAUGUAAGAGUAUCUACUCCCCUAACAGCAAAUAAUAAUGGGCGACCCCUCUCUUCUACCUCAUCCAAUUCCAGUGUAACGGCAUCACACUCGCAAGCAAAGUCAUACAAAACGACAGAUGAGGACACAAGAAACAAAUCAGCUGGUCAAACACCAACUCAAGGAAACCAAAACAUUCUCUCUAAUGGAUCACUAAUGUUCGAUAAAAAUGAUAUGCAAAAGGUAGGUUAUAAAUCUCCUAUGACUGCAAAUUUUGGGUUACAUUCCGUAUUCUCCUCAUUUCCUUCUGCCCAACCAUAUGUUGCAACUCCUUUACAAAGUUUCAAUGUGAAUAAUAAGAAUCCAUCGAAUGCAUCACAAAAUACAUAUACUCAAUACUUUCAGAAGCAAAUACAGCAGCAAGUACAAGCGGGAAAACAUCAGCCCAAUGGUCAGAUGAAAUUAAAUUCUCCAGUUAUAGCAGAUUCACCAAAUAUUGUGAACAAUGGUCCAUUGACUGGCUCUCUCCCCUCCAAAUUUGCUCAUGAUUUAAUCUUUGCAUCUCCAAGCACAUCGUCGCCAAUGUUUCGUGAUUGGAAUAUAAAACAGGAAUACUCACCAGCCACCGCUGCCCCUAUUGAUAACAAUACACUUCCUCAUAAUGAACAAAUCAAUUCCAACGCUACAAACAUGUCGAGUGAGAUACCUGCUUCAGCAUUCCCAGAAAAUAGCGGUCUAACCCCUUAUAUAACUUCCAAAUUACCUCCAUCUGCUACAGGGAAAUAUUUUAAUUUUUCGAACGAAGCUAGCAACGAUGAUACUAAAAUAAUGAAUAACAUUAAUAAAUUAUCUGCUCAACAAAGGUCCGAAGAUGAUCUAAAUUCAUCCCUAAUUUCUAACAAUAUAAAUGGACCACAGAACAAUGAAAAUCAAAACUAA
Tetrapisispora phaffii CBS 4417 is the source of this 1914-nucleotide messenger RNA. It is a transcript of the gene RLM1, whose product is annotated as Rlm1p. Gene Ontology annotation, molecular function: protein dimerization activity; RNA polymerase II cis-regulatory region sequence-specific DNA binding; DNA-binding transcription factor activity, RNA polymerase II-specific. The transcript has a single exon. Bases 1 to 1914 code for a protein of 637 amino acids. Lineage: Eukaryota; Fungi; Ascomycota; Saccharomycetes; Saccharomycetales; Saccharomycetaceae. The record is from RefSeq and is a predicted model, not a curated record. Gene Ontology annotation, biological process: positive regulation of transcription by RNA polymerase II.